Phoenix dactylifera (date palm) is the source of this 6396-nucleotide messenger RNA. Lineage: Eukaryota; Viridiplantae; Streptophyta; Magnoliopsida; Arecales; Arecaceae. The record is from RefSeq and is a predicted model, not a curated record.
UUUCUCAUGUUAUACUCUACGUCUCUACCCAAUGCAUUAUUUCAUGGCUUCCUUUCUAAGGGAAUCAAAACAGUAGUAGAUGCUUUAACUUUUAUUUAUCUAGGUGGCCUAAGGUGCUAUUGUGGCCAGUUGUUUCCAUCCUAGUAUAAAGUUUCCUUAUUAAAUUUAUUCUAAAGAUCUUGCUAGCUAUGAUAAAUGAUGAUUUUCCUCUACAACUGUUAGAAGCAUGGAUGUGCGAACUGUCCUAAUUUACAAUGGUCUUGCUAAUUUUUGUCUUGAUGUUGGUUGGAGAAGAAGCAAAUAUUCUUCUUACCUUGACAUAUCUAAAUUUAAAAUAAGCAUUUCAAUCCUUAUUAAGAGAGUGAAAAAUGAGUUUUGAAAUAGGUGGGAGGACAAAUUUUAUAUUUUGGCCUCAAAAAAUAUCACAGCCCUCCAUGAGUCAUGCAUCAAAGGCAUUUAUUAGGCGUAUCAGCUGUCCAUAACUUCAUUUACAUCAGUCAUUGGUUUUGAUGCAUAAUUCAGGGAACAGGAAAAAGGGAUUCAGCUUUGGUUCUCUUCUCUUCUCAUGUCCCACUCCUCUCUCCUUUUAUCCUUUUCCCCCUUUUCUCUUCAUAGGAAAAAUUCAGAGGUGGGCUAGAUAUGGGAAGCAGGAGUGCUAGGUUUUUCUUUUCCUUUUUUUCUUAUCUUUUCCUUCUUCCUUCAGGGAAAGACAUGAGAACAGGGGCUCUUUUCCAUUUUUUUUUUUUUGGCUUUCCUUGAUUGGCUAGGGCAUAAACAGGGGAUUUUCCUUCUUAAUUUUUUCUCUUUGGGGAAGCUUGAAGCAUGAUUAAGGUGAGAGUUCAGAACUUAGGCUAGGGCAAGACACAUGGGAAUGGGAGUUUGUUUUCUUUUAUUUCGUUUUUUAUUAUUUUACUUUUUUUUACUUUCUUCGAUUGGCCAGGGUAGAAAUAGCACACUUUCCUUUAUUUCUUUCCUAAGAGGGCAGUCUUAAGUGUGAUUGAAGUGAGAGUUCAGGCUAGGUUAUCUGGCAGAACUGUGCGAGGCAACUGUGUCCAUGGUGUAUCCUAUUGUAUCGACCAAUUUAUGUUGUGGUGACACAGCAACAGACCUGAAAUUUCCUGUGUUCUGGUGACACUGAAUGAAUCUAUAUCUUGUUGAAUUUGAUCCACUUGUAACACUAUUAAUGAAAUGGUCGGAUCCCAUGAUUUUUCCCUUUGGAGCAAUUACCUCAUCCGUCACCCUUAGUGGAAUGCAUGGCAUUGAAGAUCUGCAGUAUUAAUUUUAAUUGGACCUUUUAAGUUUGUGCUGAGCUGUGGUUUAAAACAUGGUGAAGGUAUGCUAGUGGCUGAGGGAUUGUAAUGCUUAGACGAAAGGCUGCUGAUGUGGGCAGGACCACGUCGAAUAAUAUUUCCAAAUGUGAAAAUAACAGCUAAAAUAAAGGGAAAAAUUAAAAGGAAACAUUUUUGCAUUUAUUUGAGAAACAAUUUAAAUGAUUUUAUCGUGACAUAAUUAAUGAAAUGACAAAUUUUCGCUCCAAAUCAUAAAAUCUAGGUUGACCACUUGGAUUGUUAUUUUACGUCAAGGUUGUCAUCCAGCCUGUUUUUUUGCUCUCUAAUUACUUGAAUUGGCAUAGAUCAAGUGAUCUAGUGAUAGCAUGCUUUUUUUUCAUAGUGUAUUCCUUGUUUUCAUCAUUGGGCUCCUUAGUUUAGUGAAUCCUUUUGCAUGGUGUUCUCUCUUUAUGGCAAUGUCCUGUGCUUUUUUCAUGUUUUGCUUCCCAAUCUGUGCUGCAAUAGCAUAGCCAUGCUGAAAAUAAGUGUACCAAAUUCUUGAUGAAACAGUGUUGCAACACCCUUCCAAUCGUCAAUGCCCAUUGGGAAGCUCAAGACAAAAUGCUACUUGGCUUGCAAUGUAGCCAAGGUUCAAAAAUUUGUUCUCAGUUUUGGAUAAACCUAGUGAUUAGUAAAAAGCUAAAAAAUGUCAAUUACAUCAUGAAAGUUGAAAACUAAGGAAAAAAGUUUGAACUUUUUUUGAUGUCAUAUUGUUUGAGUCCCUUGGAUAAAUUGCUUAGGUGACUCUUACAGCAACACAGCCAAAGAAUAUUUUCUUGAUAGUUGAAAACAUGUUUCUAAGUUUGAAAAAAUUACUUCAUUAUUUGAUGGCAAACUGACCUUUGGCAAUCUAACUGUGUAUCAGAUUGGGUUUAAAUAGCUGGAUCCAGGGUCUGCUGAACCGACCUGUACCGGUCGGUUCAACCCGAACCGGACCGGUACCGACUGGCACCGGUUCGGUUCCGGGGUAUAAAAUGGUUCCGACCCAAUAUGGGUCGGAACCGUUCGGUUCGACCCCCGUACCGGUGCGAACCGAGCCGGUUCGCACCGGUACAUGUCCGAACCGGUGAGAACCGCUCGGUUCGCACCGGUAUGAUCUCGAACCGGUGCGAACCGAGCCGGUUCGCACCGGUUCGGUGCUGAAAUUGGAUUGCCAGCGCCGGAGGCCCUUUCAGGUGGCACUUUUGUGCGGCACUUCGAAGGUGCCGGUGCGGCUCUUUGCGCGGCACUUCGAAGUGCCGCGCUGUGGCAAAAUCCGAAGUGCACAGUGGCUCAACGGUUGGCUAUAAAAGCCGACCGAAUGCUAAAAACAAAUCCAUCAGCUUAGGUGAAGGAAAGGCAGAGAGAGAGGAGAAAAAGAAGAGAAAGACAAAGGCGUGAAAAAAAAUUAGAAGGGUCGGAGAGCAUCGUUUUUCUUGAAGAAAAAUCCAGCAAAAACUAAAUACGGUAAAAUUUCUUUCCCCUACAUUGGUUUUUUAAUCUUUCAUUUAAAUUGCUUAAAAAAUUAAGUCAAAAAUUGCCAAAAAAACAGGAAAUGAUUCAAUGAUUCCAUUUCGUCUUGAAUUUUUUAUAUGUUAUCGAUAUAUGGACAAUGUUAAUGGUGGAAUUAACUUUUGUUUUUACAGAAUUUAUAUAAUUUAUAAUUUAAGUAAAAAUUUUAAAAAUAAUUUUUAAUUAUAAAAAAUAGAAAUUGAAAAAAAUUAAUGUGGUCGUAGGAAUGGAGCCAUCAAGGAGAGGGCAACCUCAAGAGCGUAAUAUUGGCUGGGAGCAUGGGAAGAUGCUCGGUGAACGGCACCAGUUUCAGUGCAAUUAUUGCCACAAGUGCUUCAAAGGAGGAGGGGUAACCAGAUUAAAGCAGCACUUAGCCGGUAAUUCUCGUGAGAUAUCUGCAUGCUCAGAAUGCCCACCGAGCACCCGUCAGCUGAUGAGGAAAAACCUCGCUGAGAUCAAAGCAGCCAAGGAGAGGGCUGCCAAGCAGAAAGCAGAGGUGGAACGCCAAGCUGCAGAAGCACCUUCCUAUCACUUGAUGGAGUCACAGGAGGUCGAGGGUCCAGAUAAGGAGGAGACACAGAUCCAUUCUGCCAUGUGGGCGAGUCUGGAUGAUCGGUGGCAGCAGAAGGAGGUGGCGAGGCAUCGGGCUCGAUUUGGGCCCUCGUUUUUCGAGUCAGGCGCCGGUUCUGGUGGAAGCAGACAAGAUCCAGAGUUUCAAAGGACAACCUCAGUUAGGGAGGGCGUGGGCAGAGGACGUAGCCGGAUUGCAUCUAUCCUGGGUGGUUUUGGUGGCCGAAAGAAGUCUUUCGGAGGGAUUCCACCAGGUGCGUCAAUCCAUGAUGUAGAUCCGCAUGCCUUCCUCAGGAGAGAUUCGAAGCAGCAAAGGGUAGACACAAUGUGGAAGAAGGAGAAGAAGAAGGAUAUGUGGCGAGCUAUUGGAUCCUGGUUCCACUUCAGCCACAUUCCAGUGAAUGCUGUAGACAAUACAUACUACAAGUCUGCCAUUUCUGCCAUACAGUCUGCCGGUCCCGGUGUCGAUCCUCCAGGCCUGAGGGACAUCUACGGUGAGCUUUUUGACAACAAUAAGGAGGAGCUAGAGAAUUGGAUUGGCUCAUAUAAGAGCAAGUAGCCCACAUAUGGGCUCACUCUGAUGUGUGAUGGUUGGACCGGUCCGACAAAGCGGGCCAUCAUCAACUUUCUGACAUACUGUGAUACGAAGACCUUCUUCCACAAGUCAGUUGAUGCUUCGGAUAAGGUACACAACGCCAAUUACAUCCUCAAACUUAUGGAGGAGGUGAUUGAUCAGAUUGGAGAGGAGAAUAUCGUGCAGGUCGUCACUGAUAACGGGCCGCAAUAUAAGUUGGCCGGGCAGGUCUUGAUGGAGCGGCGACCACAAAUUUUCUGGACCCCAUGUGCUGCACAUUGCAUCGACCUCAUCCUGAUGGACAUUGGAAAGAUCCGUAGGGUGCAACAUACAGUGGAGAUGGCCCAACGCAUCACCAGGUAUAUUUAUAGCCAUACUUGGGUUUUUUCAUUAAUGAGAAAGUAUGCAGGGGGAGAAAUUUUUAGACCAGGAGUCACACGGUUUGCUACGAAUUACAUUGCACUGGAUAGCCUUAUCGAGAAGAAAGGAGCCCUACGUCAGAUGUUUGUCAGUCCCGAGUGGCAGGAAAGUAGAUAUGCUUAGGCCGGCACUGAAGGAAGCAGAAUGGAAGACUUGGUAAACAGGCAAUCAUUCUGGCAGUGGGCCAAUGCGAUAGUCAAGGCUAUCAAACCAUUAUAUCAAGUGUUGCGGGCCGUAGAUAGCGAGAGGUACCCCCAGAUGGGCUUUUUGUAUCACAUGAUGGAGAAGGCAAAGGCUCAGAUCAUGGAGGCAGAUGCAGCCCAUGCCUAGGAGUACAUCGACAUCAUUGAGCGGCGAUGGGGAGCCCAAAUGGGUAGGGAAUUGCAUCUAGCAGGUAAGCGAUAAUAUUGAUAAUUAUACUGAUUGAUAUAUUUGUAUAAUUAUACUAAGAUGGUGCUCUGCGUAAUGUUAUUUAUAAGAUGGAGCCUGAUCCAGAAGUCGCCGCAUCAUGUAUAGAAGAUGUAACUAUGAUUUAGUAACAUAUGUAAAUAUAUCGGAUCUUAUAUUAUUGACAUACUACAACAAGCUUCUUUCCACAGACCAAAUUAUUUAGAGAGGGCAGCCAUAGCUUUGGACAGCGACCAGCUGUCGUGAGCAAGACAACUAUGAAUUCAGGUACAAUACAAAUCUGCAAGACACCUCUGCAUCUGAAUUAUCUUCAACUAUGAGGCCAUCAUAUAUGUAAAAUGUAAUUAUCUUCAAAUUUUUGCAGCUGAAUGGUGGAUUCAUUUUGGCGGAUCCGCAAAAAAUCUUAAGCGGAUAGCUAUCCGAAUCCUCUUCCAAAUGGUCUCCUCGAGUGGCUGUGAGCGCAACUGGUCCAUCUUCGGCCUCAUCCACAGCAAACAGAGGAAUCGUUUGACACAAAAGCGCCUCAACGACCUAGUUUAUGUGCACUACAAUCUGCGGUUGAGGCUAAAAUGCAUUCAGAAGGAAGUGGAGCUCAAGUAUGCAGAUCCCAUCUAUAAGACUUUUACAGAUGAUGAUGAUAAUCCUAUGCUCGACUGGCUUGCGGCCCAGCAGCACGAGCCCGAGCUUGAUGAGCCAGGAUCGCCUCGACGACCAGCUAGCAUCAUAGCCACCGAGGCUAUGGUCGAUCCACAGCAAUGGGCUGAGCGCAACAUUCCACGCACUCCUACAGCCGAUAUGACGUGGCUAGAGGGGAGCUAGUCACCGCAUGACUGGUACGAUGCUCCCGUUCAGAGAGAUGAUCCUCUCAUGCGAGGACGAGGACGCUCUAGUACCCAGUCGACUCGAUCAGGAGGGCGUCAAUCCCAGCAAAGAAGAAAAGGAAAGGAAAGGGCCUCAAUGGAGAGUGUCGAGGAGGAGACUUAGACCAGCAGCGAUGAAGGUUCUGGUGGUGAUGGAUCUACUAGCCAUGGAGGAAGUGGAGGACAGUAUGGUACUACUUAUGAGACACAGCCGUAGCGAGGUUUUCGAUACACCGGUGAGUCUCAGUUUACGCAUGCUACACAAGAUACGGACCACGGUAGGCCGUCUGAUAUAGGCCGGUCGGAUACCAUUGCAUAUCGAAGAAGAGCUCCUCGAGGUCGUUCAAGAGGCCAGGAUGCAGCUGCAGAUGACCUCCCAUGUGGAGUCGGAUCUAUUGAUGUAUCAAGUUCCGAGUCUUCCUAUUAUCCGCGGCCUCAGCCAGCCUAUGGAUAUGGUGCAUCGGAGUCAUCUUCUGGUGGCUACUACCCUGCGUAGCCUGGAGGGUCUUACGGGUCGGAUUUUGGUGCCGGCAUAUUCGGAUGGGCCCCUUAUCAAGACACCUCUCAGAGCCAGAGCUUUAGCGAGAGAUCCGAGAGUUCUUAUGACCCGACGUGCAUUCCUCGAGGAUUGAGCAUACAAGACUACAAUGCCGCUUGGUUAGAGGGAUGGGUUGAUCUGCCUCCAUAUUAUGCUGAUGAUCCAGAUAUUGACGAGAAGCAUCGCCACUCGACCCGAUUUUAGAUA